AUGGCUCAAGCCAAUGCGCUCUCGCGCCUGGACGAUAUCUCCCGUGCAAGCCCUGGACUUUCCAGCAACAACGCAGCCGCUGGGACUAAGAGGAAGAGAGUCGCGGAGCGGAAGUAUUAUGCCGUCCAGCAGGGAAAGACACCCGGCAUUUAUGACUCCUGGGAAGAAUGCCUGGCUCAGGUGAGAGGACACAAAGGCGCAAUAUUCAAGGCCUUUCUGUCUCUUCACGAAGCUCAGUCUUUCAUGGAGGGUAAACUGCUGAAGUCUUCCACAACGUUGGGAGACCAGAAAUUCUAUGCUGUUCAGAACGGACGCGUCCCUGGCGUGUACACUGACUGGACAGAGGCGCAGGCUCAAAUCCGAGGUGUCAGAAAACCUAGGCACAAGAAGUUCAAUACUAGGGCCGAAGCAGAGGCUUUUGUUGCUGCAGGCAAGAAGCCAAGUGGAUGGGACAUCUCACAGCCAGUCACUCCGGAGGAAGAGAUCAGACGUUUAAUUGUUCGCAAUUCUGCUCCAGGUCUACAACUCAAUGGCACCUAUACACCCACAGACAAGGAUGGCAACCCGUACGACAUAGGCCGAGGACCUCUUCCACCUGGUGCCGAAGAUGGCUUUGACCCCAAUCUCAAACUCCAUACUGACGGAACCAUCAUCAAUCGAACAGAGGAGGAGAAGCACCGAACCAAAAUUGUGCCAAAAGACAGAGAUCCACCAGGCAUGCUUCGGAUCUACACCGACGGCUCAAGUCUUCGGAAUGGUCAAGCUGGCGCACGAGCAGGGGUAGGAGUGUAUUUCGGACCACAGGACCCAAAGUAUGACUCUCCAUCCUCCACCUCACUCACCUCCACCUCCACAUCUACCUCCGUACCCACAUCCUCUUUCAAUCGUCAUCGUCAUCGUGUAUAUUAUAUCGACUGGGCGGAGCGGACGCGCGACCUGGAGUCCAACGGCCCGACACCGUUGUCGCCGUCACCCUUACCCUCUAAAAAAAGCAAGCAUCGAAAUCGCGAGCCAGAAGCGGAAGGUGACAAUCAAAAGCUAACCAAUUGGCGUUAUAGAAACGUUUCCGAGGCUCUGAAAGGCAGCAAGCAGACCAACCAACGGGCCGAACUCACGGCCAUCUCAAGAGCCCUGGAUAUUGCUCCUCGCCAUCGAGAUGUUACGAUUUACACGGACAGCAAGUACGCGAUUAGCUCAGUGACAGAGUGGUAUCGGAAUUGGGAGAAGAAUGGAUACCUCAAUUCGAGUCGCAAGCCGGUGGAGAACAAGGACCUUGUGAUUGAUAUCCGAGGGAAGAUUGAGGAGAGGGAAGCACUGAAAAAGCAGACUAUUUUUGUUUGGGUCAAGGGUCACGCUAAUAAUGCGGGCAAUAUCGAGGCGGAUAAACUGGCAGUUCAAGGCUCUCUGCUAGGAAGAGGUGCAUCGGAGGAGAGCGGUGAUGAUGGUAACGCGCUGCAUGGGCAGAAUGGCAUCGGCGCAGAGCAAGAUGGGGAUGACAUGGAUGACGAGAUGAAGCUGGCCUUCCAGGCCAUGGACGACGCGAUCGCGGAUGAUAGUGAUGAUGAUCUCAAAUGA
Exophiala aquamarina CBS 119918 is the source of this 1575-nucleotide messenger RNA. RefSeq lists its product as uncharacterized. Gene Ontology annotation, molecular function: nucleic acid binding; RNA-DNA hybrid ribonuclease activity. Gene Ontology annotation, biological process: DNA replication, removal of RNA primer. NCBI's taxonomy places the organism in Eukaryota, Fungi, Ascomycota, Eurotiomycetes, Chaetothyriales, Herpotrichiellaceae. The record is from RefSeq and is a predicted model, not a curated record. The transcript has 2 exons. Bases 1 to 1575 code for a protein of 524 amino acids.